This is a messenger RNA of Physeter macrocephalus (sperm whale), 5854 nucleotides long. RefSeq names its product exonuclease 3'-5' domain containing 2 (gene EXD2). The transcript has 9 exons. The record is from RefSeq and is a predicted model, not a curated record. Gene Ontology annotation, biological process: nucleobase-containing compound metabolic process. NCBI's taxonomy places the organism in Eukaryota, Metazoa, Chordata, Mammalia, Artiodactyla, Physeteridae. Gene Ontology annotation, cellular component: nucleus; cytoplasm. Gene Ontology annotation, molecular function: 3'-5' exonuclease activity; nucleic acid binding. The coding region runs from base 245 to 2119 and encodes 624 amino acids.
GCUGCCCCCAACUACUUCCGUACAAGAUGGCGUCGUCCAUUUGUACACCCCGACUGGGGUUGUCCCUUCAGCCCGUCACAGGACCGGAAGUGGUUUCGGUCCUAGUGGAUCCGGGUGGGUGCGCGCAGGUGGCCACAGAGGUUCCAGUUCUUCAACGUGAGGCGCCGCAGGUGUUCCGGUGGGGUCCAGGGCCGCAGAUUGUGGGAUUACUGAUAUGCUUUCCUAAACAACAGAAAAGUUGAAGAUGUCUAAACACUUAGUGGCUUUGACAGUGACCACCCUUCUUGGUAUGGCUGUUGGGGCGUUUGUCCUGUGGAAAGGCAUCCAGCGCCGGAGGAGUAAAGCAAGUCGCGUGACCCAGCAGCAGCUGUCACAGCAGCAGCCGAAAGUUCCAGGCAGGAGAGAGCGGCCUGCUCCAGCAGAGGACCAGCCGCACUCCAGUGCCCCCAGAGCCUCGUGGGAAGAGAGGAUCCUUGGAGCAAAGGUGGCGACUGUGUCUCAGGAGGCGGAGUGGGAUCAGAUUGAGCCCUUGCUUAGGAGUGAGUUAGAAGAUUUUCCAGUGCUUGGAAUCGACUGUGAGUGGGUGAAUUCGGAAGGCAAAGCCAGUCCUCUGUCACUCCUUCAAAUGGCCUCUCCAAGUGGCUUCUGUGUCUUGGUUCGCUUGCCCAAGCUGAUCUGUGGAGGAAGGACGCUACCAAAAACGUUACUGGACCUUUUGGCAGAUGGCACAAUUUUAAAAGUUGGAGUAGGAUGUUCAGAAGAUGCCAGCAAGCUUCUGCAAGAUUAUGGCCUCAUCGUUAAGGGGUGCCUGGACCUCAGAUACCUAGCCAUGAGGCAGAGAAACAAUUUGCUCUCUAAUGGGCUUAGCCUGAAAUCACUCGCUGAGACUGUUUUGAACUUUCCCCUUGACAAGUCCCUCCUGCUUCGUUGCAGCAACUGGGAUGCUGAGAAUCUUACUGAGGAUCAGGUAAUUUAUGCUGCCAGGGAUGCCCAGAUUUCAGUGGCUCUCUUUCUCCAUCUUCUUGGAUACCCUUUCUCUAGGAAUUCAACUCUAGAAGAAAAUGAUGACUUCAUUGGCUGGAGAAAAGUCUUGGAGAAAUGUCAGGAUGUGGUAGAUAUCCCAUUCCGAAGCAAAGGAAUUAGCAGAUUGGGAGAGGAGGUUAAUGGGGAAGCAACAGAAUCUCAGCAGAAGCCAAGAAAUAAGAAGUCGAAGACCGAUGGAAUGAUGCCAGGCAACCACCAAGGGAGAGACCCCAGAAAACAUAAAAGAAAGCCCCUUGGAGUGGGCUAUUCUGCCAGAAAAUCACCCCUCUAUGAUAACUGCUUUCUCCACGCUCCUGAUGGACAGCCCCUCUGCACUUGUGAUCGAAGAAAAGCUCAGUGGUACCUGGACAAAGGCAUUGGAGAGCUGGUGAGUGAAGAGCCUUUUGUGGUCAAGCUACAGUUUGAACCUGCGGGGAGACCUGAAUCCCCGGGAGACUACUAUUUGAUGAUUAAAGAAAACCUGUGUGUAGUGUGUGGCAAGAAAGACUCAUACAUUCGGAAGAACGUGAUUCCGCAUGAGUACCGGAAGCACUUUCCCAUCGAGCUGAAGGACCACAACUCCCACGAUGUGCUGCUGCUCUGCACCUCCUGCCACGCCAUCUCCAACUACUAUGACAACCACUUGAAGCAGCAGCUGGCCAGGGAGUUCCAGGCCCCCACUGGCUCCGAGGAGGGCUUGCGCCUGCUGGAAGAUCCCGAGCGCCGGCAGGUGCGUUCUGGGGCCAGGGCCCUGCUCAACGCAGAGGGCCUGCCUGCGCGCCGAAAGGAGGAGCUGCUGCAGGCGCUCAGAGAGUUUUAUCACACAGACACGGUCACGGAGGAGAUGCUUCAGGAGGCUGCCAGCCUGGAGACCAGGAUCUCCAAUGAAAACUACAUUCCUCACGGGCUGAAGGUGGUUCAGCGCCACACCCAGGGCGGGCUGCGCUCCCUCAUGCAGCUGGAGAGCCGCUGGCGGCAGCACUUCCUGGACUCCAUGCAGCCCAAGCACCUGCCCCAGCAGUGGUCAGUGGACCACAACCACCAGAAGCUGCUCCGGAAAUAUGGGGAGGACCUUCCCAUCAAGCUGUCGUGGUAGCUGCUUCCCUUCCACGUUGGGACAGCUGGGAAGCUGGAGCCAGGGGUGAAAAUUCACCUCUUCCUGUUUUAAUGUCAUUGUCAAAGCCUGAUGACACAACUCACAAUACUAACCUGUACUGAUCCCAGGAUGCUUCUGGUGGAGCAAGGCUGUUGUUUUCAGCAGGAGCUUAUGGUCUUGAAUUUUAGUUGGGCAGGGUGAGAGUUCUUUACUCCACCCUCUUAUUUUAUUUUUCUGGACAAAUGGGAGCCUUGGCCUUCAUUUUACUCUCCCUCUUCUGCUUUCCCUGUACAGGUGACAAAUGAAGGAUUCUCCCUGAAGUGUCUUGUCAAGACACUCAGGUUUUUAAUGCUUUUCCUCCCUGUCCAGCGUGUUGGUUCAUCUCAAACAGGAACUGUCAAGUAUUUCAAGCCCAUCAGGUUAGGAGGGGCAAAAACAUUCUUCUAGAGGUUGGAGAGGCGAAAAGGGGUCGGAUUCUAUAUUCCCAGUUCAACCUCAUAAUUAGAAAUUCUUUGGCUUAAUGCUCUGCGGUAACUCACCUGGUUGGGAUCCAGCCCAUCUGGGUUGCUUCGGUUUAUUUCACAUGCUUGAAAAUGCUCCCGUUUACACAUUCAGGACCAAAGCAGCAACUUCCUGCCAUAUGUUUUCACCCUAACGCUGGAGGGAAUUCUUUUCUGGAAAGAGGCCUUCAGCCUGGGUGGGGCACAGAGAAGCACAAGAACCAUCUCCUAAGAGAACUUGGGUAAUUUGCUCAGCUCUCCCUUCCCUGUCUCUUGCAAGCCUUCUGCCCAGAACGGCAAGGUUUUUAGCUAAUCCCUUUCUGAGAGGAAGGUUAUCUUUUCUCAGAAUCAGUAUCUGGUCCCUUCAGUGUUCCAUCAAGUUUACAAUACUGACCUCUUUUAAGCUCUUAAUUCUCUCCCAGAGUCAUUUGGUUAGGUUGAGAGGAUUUCUCCAUCUCCCUUCUUGCCUGGGACGCCAAGACUAAUUAAUACGUUUCGAUGUUCAAAACGGUGGUGUUUCAUCUUUCCAAACGUGAGGCCACCCCUUGGAGCACGGAAUCAACUUACUAGUGGUUAGUAUUUUUAUAAAGUAUUAGGAAAACUUUCUUACCUUACAAGAUCUUAACAAGCUUAAAAAAGAGCUUUAUGGCCAGAAUUCAACAAGAGCUCUGUUGUUUCGGAAUUGUGCCCGAGUUGGUGAUGGUUGCUCUAACACUAAUAAAACAAUUUUUUUUUUUUUUUUUUUUUUUUUUUGCGGUACGCGGUCCUCUCACUGCUGUGGCCUCUCCCGUUGCGGAGCACAGGCUCCGGACACGCAGGCCCAGUGGCCAUCGCUCACGGGCCCAGCCGCUCUGCGGUAUGCAGGAUCCUCCCGGACCGCGGCACGAGCCCGCGUCCCCUCCAUCGGCAGGCGGACGCUCAACCACUGCGCCACCAGGGAAGCCCAAUAAAACGACUUCUAAACACAAAGUUCAUUGAUUGUAAAUGUAAAACCUUUUUCUUCAUAAUUUUAUAAAAUCGGCAAAUACUCUUGGGGAAGGAGAUCUUUAUGCUAUAGGUCCCUGCCGUGUGGCAGCCCAUGAUAUGUGUGCAGGUGUCGUCGUGUGCCUCCGCCAACAGCUUUGGCCUGUCGACAGCAGCCCACAACACAUGCACACCCUGCCGUUUGUUCCUCUGCCCUUUCAUCCCCACUCAUCCUCGUAUAGGUGUCUCUGGGAUCUAAACUAGCAAGUCUUGAAGACAAAUAGUACCAGCUGCUUUGGGGACCGUUUGUUCAACGCACUAGGUUAUUAUGGGGCAGGUUCCUCAGGCGUUGUUACAGCCCACAGCCCGGGGCGGAGAACCGUGGAGAUGGAUAAGUGGUUGUCGUAGUCAGGCUUGCCACAAGAGGGCGUCGUAGAUCUUGCUUUAUAUUCAUUCUUGAGAAAUAAGGGGCUUUGAUAACACGGUUCCUAAACAUAACCCAUGACUUAUGUUUCAGAUUGUGUCUAUCUCACUUUGAGUCAUUUUGACAGCUUUACAAGAAAAACGUCUUCCUCCGAAACAAGAGCGUGUAGGGCUCUUCCUUUCUCUUUCCCUGUGAUCCUCAUACUGAUAGGUGAGAACCACAUUAAGAGGUCGCUUAAGGCGCUGUGGUUGCUGCGGAAGGAGGAAUGGUUUCUCCAGUAGAGCUCCCUGCAAAGCUUAGUAAUGUAGAGCCAGCAGCCACGGUAGAGGAAAUAUAUAGACUGUGGCACCCUCAAUUUCUUAUCCUUUUCAGAACAGUUACUGUGUAGGUUUGAAUCUUUUUGUUUUCUGAGUCAGCCUUGGACGCCUUUCUCUAAGACUGACGAUUGCUAUCUCUAGUGAGUUAUUUUAGGGUGGGCAUAUUUUAACAUAAAAUUUUUUUCUGAUACAAAAGUAAUGUGUAUGCUUGUUAGAGACGAAUCUAAAGAAAGAAUGAAAAUCCAUCUUCCCUCCAUGUAGCACCUAGCUAAUCUCUGCCGGUAUGUUUAUGAAUUUCCUUUCAGUAUUGAAAAAUGCAUAUAACAUGUAAGGUGUUUAAACAAACUUGAGAGUCAUAUAUACAGGUUGGUAUACAAUUUUCUUCCCUCAUUUAACAUGGUAUCACAAGUAAUUUCUUGUGUCUUUAAAUCUUGGAAAGUAGAUUUGCAGUAACUCUACCUUACUUUAUUAUCCAUUCCCACACUGUUAAAUUUUGGUUGUUUCAGAUCCUUUGUUAAAAUCAAUGAUGUUGUGAUGAACUUUUUGGUGUAUAAAUUUUUGACUAUGUCUUUGCUAGCUUUUUUAGGUUAGAACCCUAGAAAUUGGGUUGCGAGGAGGGGGACUCACAUUGCUGGAGUGAGUACAAAUUGAUAUCACCUUUUAGGAAUUUCUGUGAAGGGAAUGCUUCCCUUUGACCCUUUAACUCAUGUCCCAGUGCAUUUGCUGAGCUCCCUCCCCUGUGAGUAGAGGUGAGCGGACAGUGUCACAGCAAAGGCCUCUGUGAAUGUGCCUGAUCGUUAUGAUUGCAGGCUCAAAGAGUCUUUUCUCUGCUUCCCUUCUGUCUGCCAUCCUUUAUUGCCUCAUUCCCCCUUGCAGCAGUGUUUUUUGGAAAUACUGUUUGUUUUAAAAUAAAAAUGUAAAAAAAAUUAAUUAAAAAUAAAAAAAUUAUUUUAAAAUAAAAGCUAUAGACUUUUUUUUUCCUGAUUGACAAGCAAUUGGUGAUUUGUCAUCCUUAAGUGAACAAGGCACAAUAUUCAGGGAUUUGUUGCCUCUUAAGAGUGCAGCCAUAAGUUCCUUAUUCUUAUCCAUGUCACAGACAGAGAUCAGAUGACAAAAUGUGUUCUGUUGAAAUAAAGCCAUUUUAAUCCCUCAUUUUAGACUCUUAGGGACCCAGCAAGCAGAAAGAGCUUUUGUUCAGCUUUGGAUUCUAAUGUUUGGGGGCCCUAACAUUUGACUAUAAUUUAAAUUCUUUGUUACCUUGCCUCUCUUGAGUUUUUCAUUCAUUCAUUUACCUUUUCUUCCUUUUUUUGUUUUUUUCUUCAUUGUGUCUCAUCCUCUGAGAGGUAUCAGAGUUUCUCAGUUUACUAGUUUGCUAAUUGUUACAUAUUUUAAAAGGAUCCUUCUUUCUGGUCUCUUGUCUUUUCUGUGGUUUACCUGGUCAUUUUUUUAGAGUACUUCAUCCCCCAGGAAUACAGUGAGAAUCAGUUUUUCUUGGAUGAAAUAAGCUGUAAGAGGGUAUAAGAAUGAUUCU